CUUCUGUGGUUGCUGAGGGCCGACAUCCAAUGGGAGGGGGAGCUGAAAGGAGCUAAAACAAUAGAGCAUUGGAUUGCUAGAGGGGAUGUCGGAGGAGAGGAGAAGGGCAGAGGAACUUCCUGUUCCGGUUCCCUGCGGGGAGGAGAGCGGCGCGGAGGAGCGCUCUGUGGUCUUCCCGGGGUCGGAGUAGCAGCGGCCGGAAGGAGGCCCCGACCAUCAACAGUACUUCCUCAGAGAAGCAGCGGACCUGCCCCAGGGAACGUACGGCAGUGGGAGGAAGAAGAUGAGUUUCGAUUCCCCGCCAAGGAGCCAGAAAGUCCCGCUGAAGGAAAAUGCGCACAAAUGCCAAUACUGUGGGAAGUUCUCCGACUGCCGCGCCCACCUGAUUAUCCACGAGCGAACUCACACGGGGAGAAACCCCAGAAGUGCUCAGCUUGUGGAAAAAGCUUCACCCGGAAGGAAUCUCUGAUUAUCCACGAGAGGUUCCACACGGGGGAGAAGCCGUACAAAUGCUCGGUGUCCAGAAAAACUUUCAGUGAAAAGAUCAGGCCGCUCAUCCAUGAGAGAACUCACACCGGGAAGAAGCUGUACAAAUGCUCGGAGUGCGGGAAGAGCUUUGGGACAUGCUGCAACCUCCUGAGACACCGCAGGGUCCACACGGGCGAGAAGCCGUAUCACUGCUGCAACUGCGGCCAGAGUUUCCAGUAUAGACCGCAGUUUGCUUAAUGACCACUUCACUUAGCAACUGAAAUUCCGGUCCCAAUUUUGGUUGUUAAGCAAGGACUACCUGUACAAUCCACGAAACGUGGUUUGUAGUUGUAGGAAUUACACCCGGAGGAAUUGCAUCACCAAUGGGCAGUCAUUGGUGGGACCAUAGGAAUGAGAGGAAGGGCACUCUAGUUUUUAACCAUUAAUCAGAAAUAUAUCCUUUAGGAGGUUGUAUUUCUGCUUCCCAGAAGAACACCAGAGCAAGGGAACUUCGAAUCUAGCUCUUUCCAUCAGCCACAAGAGGGGUACAUACAAGGCAAAGUAGCAAAGACUGAUACAGCCCUUCAAAAUGAGGGGUUUUGAAAGAUUUAAUUUGUUUAUCCAGAGUGGUUUUUUUUAGUAUAAUUAGUUUUGCAGAUGAGAAUAACAAGAGGAAGUUAUUUUGUUCAAAAUUAAUCAUCUUCACUUCAUUAAAAAACAGUCCAAAUUACCUUGACUCCAAAGA
Candoia aspera is the source of this 1213-nucleotide messenger RNA. Its product is annotated as zinc finger protein 664-like. Bases 343 to 726 code for a protein of 127 amino acids. Lineage: Eukaryota; Metazoa; Chordata; Lepidosauria; Squamata; Candoiidae. The transcript has 2 exons. Gene Ontology annotation, molecular function: DNA-binding transcription factor activity, RNA polymerase II-specific; RNA polymerase II cis-regulatory region sequence-specific DNA binding. Gene Ontology annotation, biological process: regulation of transcription by RNA polymerase II. The record is from RefSeq and is a predicted model, not a curated record.